This is a messenger RNA of Musa acuminata AAA Group (dessert banana), 1318 nucleotides long. RefSeq lists its product as uncharacterized. Gene Ontology annotation, molecular function: calcium ion binding; enzyme regulator activity. NCBI's taxonomy places the organism in Eukaryota, Viridiplantae, Streptophyta, Magnoliopsida, Zingiberales, Musaceae. The record is from RefSeq and is a predicted model, not a curated record. The transcript is spliced from 4 exons. The coding region runs from base 756 to 1148 and encodes 130 amino acids.
UUCAGUCACAUUAUAUAAACAAUUCUACCGGAUUGUGAGGAACGCAUUGAUGAAUUCAUGUGUAUGACCAAAAAUCUUGAUGAAAGUCUACGGAAUCAUGUUGUCAGCAAAACGCACAAGAUCCGUUCAUGGUGAUCAACUCCUCUUCAGGUCAUGGCCACAGAAUCGAGUUCUGCGAAGACCAUCGGCGCAACAACGGCAGGAUUGCUUCAAGAUUCCUUGGCCUGUUCGUCCAAAUUAUAAUUAGUGGACGAGGAAUCCCAGUUAUACUGCUGAUGCUGAGGGACUAAUGGCUUUCUAUGAUCUACUUGAUGCUGCAACCUUACCAAGCAGAGAGUUUACUGGAGAUGGACAUCUUAUGUCGGAUUCACCACCAAAACCAGGCUCUCCUCAUGAAAGAACGAUGAGCUUUCUGAAGUCAAACUUUCUGCAAGUAGUUUGUAGAGUGCGUGAAACAGUAGUGGAAUCAGCUCAAGCACUGCAUGAUGUCUUAUCAACUAAACCUCCAGUUUUUUAGCAUCAAAACAUUCAUCAAUGGAACUAAUGUCUUUGAAUCCUCGACCCAGCUGCCCCUCCUUGAAGAUCCCAUCCACCUUCACCGAAAAAUCCAACCUCAGCCGCCCCAAAUCCAACUAAAGAAACGGGUUGACUUUUUUGGGUCUCCUAGCAGUUGCUGAUGUGGCCAUGGUAUAUGUGGUGGACAGCUUAAAGUACAGUAUUGAACUCGGGACGAAGCUCGAUUGAUCACUUGAUAGAUGUCAGGAUGCAUCACACUUGAAGAACUCGCCAGUGUCAUCCGUCCAUUAGGCCACAACCCAACAGAACAAGAGCUGCAGGAUAUGAUCAGGGAGGUUGAUGUCAAUGGCAACGGGACUAUUGAGUUCAAUGAGUUCUUCAACAUAAUGGCUUGGAAAAUGAAGGAGGCUGAUACUGAAGAGGAAAUGAGAGAAGCCUUUAAGGUUUUUGACAAAGACCAGAAUGGAUAUAUCUCAGAUUCUGAGCUGAUGAGUGUAAUGAUUAAUCUUGGAGAGGAAGUAACAGAUGAUGAGGUUAAGGAGAUGAUUAGAGAGGCUGACAUCAAUGGUGAUGGCCAAGUAGACUUUUAUGAGUUCUCCAAGAUGAUGAUGGCUAUCCAAACUAAGUUCUAAAGACACACCGAAGAAUGUUGGAUUUCCACUUUUAUUUCUUCUAAAUUGCAGAUGAAAUGAUAUAAGUACAUGUUUCAUAUUUUUCAUUUAUGGUUGUUGUUUAUAAUAUUUUAUGGAGAUUCAGUAUUGGUGUCCCAUGGUCAAAACAUUUUAGUCCUUGCCUAUGUCAA